CCAUUUCUGCCAGUGGGACCGAGUCAAAGAAAGCGGCCUUCUUCACUGAAAUCAAACUCAUUUGUGCCAACAUUGGAAUUCGCAAUAACGGACACUGUUUCGGAGCAGUGCUACGAAGAAGACAUACGGUCAAUGACAAGUGCUGGGACGAUGUCGCCCGUUGAACGCUCGACGAAGCGAAUCCCUUUGUCGACGCCAGUGACCAGAGUCCUGCAUUCGCUCAGUGGCUGGCCCUCAAGCUUGUACCUCGUACCGUCCACCAAAAACAGUUUGCCACAUCCGAAAGCAUAG
Messenger RNA from Gongylonema pulchrum, 291 nucleotides. NCBI's taxonomy places the organism in Eukaryota, Metazoa, Nematoda, Chromadorea, Rhabditida, Gongylonematidae. The record is from the annotation of a GenBank genome assembly.